AUGAACAAUAAUCUGCAAUUGGACCAACCUCGACAACAAGCAUCAGUACAACAACAACAUCAAAUUCCUUUUGAACAGUUAACAACAAAGAGUUUCCGAUGUGCUCAGUGUGAUGGAUAUCAUCAUUCGUUAUCUAGUGAAUGUGAAAAAGUAGUUGAAUAUCGAUCUAAUCUAAAAGAACAAGUUGAAAAUGCAUUAUCAGCAGGUAAACUACAACGUUUAGUGCCACAAGAUCAUGUUCAACCAACGGAAUUUCGGCUGAAGCAAAACGAAUUCCCGUCACUACCAGCACUAAUGUCUUGCAUUACUCCAUGGAAACAAACUUCAGUACAAUCAGCAGUAACAAACAAUAUAAAUGGAAUCGAAGAUAUAACGAAAAUAUUGCUAUCGAUCAAUCAAAACAUUUUGGACAUGAAAGAUAAUACUCGGCGUAUCGAUGAAAAAUUAGAUUGCAUUAUAACGAGAAGCAGUUUUAACUCUCAAUUAAAUUAUUUGAAAACGGAUUACACGGCUCGACGAAAACGUAGUUCAUUUCCACUACCACAACUCUCUCCAUCGCAACCAACGUCGAAUGCAUCUAUCAACACGCCGAAUAAUGAAACUGAUCAAAAUAUGAGCCGAUAG
Rotaria socialis is the source of this 624-nucleotide messenger RNA. The record is from the annotation of a GenBank genome assembly. Lineage: Eukaryota; Metazoa; Rotifera; Eurotatoria; Philodinida; Philodinidae.